CUGGGGGGGGGGUUAGCGUUGUGGAUAUAUAUACAUCAAAUUCUACAUGGCCUCUGCCAGGAUGUACCUUAUAACGAGAUUUAUUCUGAUCUCCCUGAUUUGGAAGAGCAGCCUGGCACUUUUAUGUCUGCCGUGUGAUGAGUCUAAAUGCGAGGAGCCAAAGCAUUGCUCUGGCGCGGUUGUGCUCGGUAUCUGCGGCUGCUGCUCGGUCUGCGCCAAGCAGAAAAACGAAAGCUGCGGUGGUGUCUACGGUCUGUAUGGGACGUGCGACCGCGGGCUGCGGUGCGUGAUCAGAUCGCCGCUAAACGGUGGAUCCAUCACGCAGUAUGAGGUCGGAGUCUGUGAAGAUGAAAACUGGGACGACGACCAACUGUUGGGAUUUGAGCCGUGCAAUGAGAACCUGAUCACGGGCUGCAACAUCAUCGACGGGAGGUGUGAGUGUGACAGCAUACGGACCUGCAACAACCCAUUUGAGUUCCCCAGCCAGGACGCAUGCCAGACCGCUCUGAGGAAGAUUGAAGAGGAGCGGCCUGACUGUUCCAUGGCGCGGUGUGAGGUGCAGUUCUCACCCCGCUGCCCUGAGGACGCGGUGCUAAUCGAAGGCUACGCACCCCCUGGAGAGUGCUGUCCCCUGCCCAGCCGCUGUGUCUGCAGCCCUGCAGGGUGCCUGAGGAAGGUGUGCCAGCCUGGAUACCUCAACAUCUUGGUAGCCAAGGGCUCUGGGAAGCCUGGAGAAUGCUGCGACCUGUACGAGUGCAAACCAGUGUUUAGUGUGGACUGCAGCACAGUGGAGUGCCCUCUUGUCCAGCAGGUUCAGUGUCCACCUGACAGUUAUGAGACCCAGGUGCGUCUCACCGCGGACGGCUGCUGCACCCUCCCCACCAGGUGUGAGUGUUUGCCUGGUCUGUGCAGUUUCCCGCAAUGCACCGUGGAGAGCUCCCGCCAGGUGGUCUCCCGCGGCGAUGGUACCCCCGGGCGAUGCUGUGAUGUGUACGAGUGUAUCAACGAGACGAAGCCGGCGUGCAGCUUCAACGGGUCAGAGUACCAUGACGGAGACAUGUUCCGAAUGGACGCCUGCCACUUCUGCCGCUGUCAGGGAGGGGUGUCGGUGUGCUUCACCGCCCAGUGUGGCAUCCUGCACUGUGAACGCUACUACAUCCCUGAAGGAGAGUGCUGUCCAGUCUGUGAAGACCCCAUCUACCCAGUGCUGAACUUCGCAGGUUGCUACGUGAAUGGGGAGAUCCUAGCACACGGAGACCACUGGCGUGAGGACGACUGUACGUUCUGCCAGUGUGUGAGUGGUGACUCCCGGUGUGUGGCCGCUGCUUGUGGGCACAGCUGCCUCAACCCAGUGACCGUACCCGGAGAGUGCUGUCCAGUGUGUGAGGAGCCCACCUACAUUACUAUGGCACCCCCUGCCUGUCAGUCACUAGAGAACUGCUCCCUGUCAGAGAAGCACUGCUUAUACGGCUUCCAACUGGACCUGAACGGCUGUCGCACCUGCCACUGCAAAACACGAGAAGAGCUGUGCAGUGCCCUGAUCUCUGUCUGUACCCUGAAGUGUCCCUUCGGCCUGCAGACAGAUGCCCACGGCUGUGACGCGUGUCAGUGUCGCCCUAGGCCCAAGAAGUGCAAGGCUGUGGUCUGUGACAAGGCCUGCCCCUUUGGAUUCAUAAAGAACAAGCAUGGUUGUGAUAUCUGUCGCUGUAAGAAGUGUCCAGAGUUACCUUGUGACAAAGCCUGUCCAAUGGGCUUCCAGCAGGACAAGCUGGGCUGUCUGAAGUGCCAGUGCAGAGACCAGAGCUCCUCGUCAGUGGCCCCGUUAGUGAAGAAGGGUUCCUGUCUGUCCAUGGAUGGAAGACGGCACGAGAACGAAGAGAACUGGCAUGAUGGCUGCCGGGAUUGCUACUGCCACAGCGGCAGGGAGAUGUGUGCCCUCAUCUCAUGCCCUGUGCCAUCCUGCGACAGCCCUGCCAUACGGUCCGGACAGUGCUGUCCAUCCUGCCCAGAGGAGCCCAGCUCCCACAAACCAGACCUGGGGGAUUCGUCAGUGUGUCUGGCCCCGGGGGGAGAAUACUUUGUGGAGGGGGAGACGUGGAACAUCGACGCCUGCACCCAGUGCACCUGUCACAGUGGGCGUGUCCUGUGUGAGACAGAGGUGUGCCCGCCCCUGCUCUGCCAGAGCCCAAUCAGAAAGCAAGACUCAUGCUGCCCCCACUGCCCAGACGAGCCCAUCACCCACCAUUCUCCCAGUAAUGACAGCUUACCCAGCUACUGCAGGAACAAGGAGGGGGACAUAUUCCUGGCAGCAGAGUCCUGGAAGCCCAACACCUGCUCCAGCUGUGUGUGUCUGGACGGUCAGAUCAGCUGCUUCUCAGAGUCCUGCCCGCCCGUUGGUUGUGCCAGGCCCGUGCUGCGCAAAGGACAGUGCUGCCCCUACUGCCUCGAUGCCACACCGAGAGCCGUGUGCCACUUCAAUGGGAAGACGUAUGCAGACGAGGAGCGCUGGGACAUAGACAGCUGUACACACUGCUACUGCCUUCAGGGACAGACCCUCUGCUCUACUGUCAGCUGCCCCAUCCUGCCAUGCCACCAACCCACCAUAGUGGAGGGCAGCUGCUGCCCUAUGUGUUCAGAGAUGUACGCACCAGCCCCCACCAACAUGCCCAUUCAGAAGACAGACCAGCACAGAGGUAGGAAGCAGCACCAGCCUGCCUGGCCCACCCGCAGUGAGAACGACAUCAUGCCCCAGUUCAAAGGGAACUUUGGUAGUCUCCAAAUGCCCUAUCUGGAUGGGAAGACCCCAGUUCCCAGAGAAGACACCACACUGCACUCUGUGGCAUGGGUGGCACUGCCCAUCAUCAUGAUGCUGUUCACCAUCACAGCUCUUCUCUUCAUUAACCAGAAGAAGCAGUGGAUCCCCGUGCUCUGCUAUCGCACGCCAACUAAGCCCACCUGCCUCAACAACCAGCUGGUGUAUGUGGACUGCCAGAAAGGCACCAAGGUGCAGGUGGACAGUUCGCAGCGCAUGCUCCGGAUCGCUGACCCUGACUCCAGGUACAGCGGUUACUACAGCAUGCAGAAACAAAACAACCUCAACAACCUGCAGGCUGACAAUUUCUACCAGACUCAGUGAGACAGAGAGACUGGCCUGGCCUCGCCUCGUGUCCAGUACUCAGCAGUCAGCAAGCAGCCAAAACGAGAGAGAGAGAGAGCGAAUUACCUACAGUACCGUCACAACAACUAUUACUUAACACAGACGGAUGGAAAAAUGAUACCAAACCUAUCAAUGACAAAAUAACUAGCAAACUAGCAAAGUUCACUAGCCAAGACAGAUAAAUGACAAUAAUAAUCUGCUCAAGAUGAAUAACGAAUCAAACAAAAUAUAAUGAUGAUGAUUUUAAACUACAGCUAACACAAUGGAAGAACCAGAAUCUAGACUUUUCCUAGAUUAUUAUUCAACUUGUUUUUGCCAGUGAGUGUUACACGUGUGUUUGGUGUGUGUGAUGGAGGCGUGCUUCUGUAUGUGGGUCUUUGUGAAUGUGUGUGUGUGUGUGUGUGUGUGUGUGUGUGUUUAAAGUUAGAUAUACAUCUUUGCGAUUAGGAAAAAGUGGGUAUUUUUCAAAGUAUGGUAUUUUCCUGCAUUCCUGCUUCCUUGAAAAAGGCCUUUGAAGAGAUAAACAGAAUAAUUCAAGCUAGUGUUUUCUGUUGAACACUGAACUUUUAGAACCAAAGCUCUGCUGACUGUAUGUCGUAUCAAAACACACCCUGUAAGAGAGAUGCUAGAGGAACACUGUGGCCAGUCUGAUCUGAGCCGUGGCAGGACGGACUGACGACUGCCAGACUCUAUGUGGCACUGAGCCGAAAGAGAGAGAAUGAGAGAAAGAAAGAGUUCAGAUACCGUAGACCCCGUCACAGACAGACCUCAGCUGAGCACCUCUCUCAGGUCUGUUCAAGCUGGACUAUUGCUCUCUUCUUGCCUUCCUCUUUCCUCCCCUUCUUUGAAAAUGUUGACAUUGGUUUGCUGUCUUGUUUUCCCCCUGUGGAACGUCACCUGUUGGAUAGAAGGUGGAAAGGAAGAAGAAGCUUCAUUCACUCCAUUUAUUUUCCUUUGAUAUUCUGCUCAACAUGUAUAAGUGUUAUUUUCCUGGUCACUUUCAAUUCUCCAUAAUCUUUUGGCUAAAUGUAUUUAACAACAAAAGGCAGGCUGACGCUGACUUUCACACACUCCAAACAAUGGUGUCUUUUAUUUGGAUAAAGAAUAAAUGUGUUCGGGUUGAUAAAGGCAGGAUGAAGCUGCCCACUGGGCACAUAUGUCUAUUCCACGUUGGUUCAAUGUAAUGUCAUUGAAAUGACGUGGCAGCAACGUUGAUUCAACCAGUGUGAUCCCAGUGGGUCGUGUAGUUCUUGAGGAUUAAGGAUUUGAGCAUAUGCUUUACAAGCUUUUCUGCUUUGUUUCUGUACGUCCUGUUUUACAUGGAGUUGCACACACACAGGGAGACUAUUUAGCUCCUUUAGGAAACACUGAGGAUACAAGAAAACAUAGAAUCAAAGAAUAUGUUCAAAUGUGUUUUCUCUCGGGAUUCUCUGAGGACGAGCUAUAUUAAAGUAGCUCUGAUGUUUUUCUCCUUUUGUCUCCUCUUCUCGAUAUUACCCAAGCACCUUUGUCUUCAUUUAUUCGUUGCAAAACAUUAUACAGUUGGAACACGUAUGUACAUAUUACUGCUGAAGAUGAAAAAUACAUGGAAUAUUGUGUGACUAUAUACAGUAUGUAUGUGUCUAUGUGUAUGUUGUUUAUUCAUAUAUGUACAUGUGUCACACAUGCAUGCACACAUACUUUUUUCUUCACAUGUACAUUUCUCAAUUAAUUUCCUAUUGAAUGUAUUUAUGAUUGAGAAACAGAUUUGAUCUAAUAAUAGAAAACAUGAUGAGAACAAACAUUUGCAUUGCUUUUUUGAAAAGAGGAGUGAUAGAGACAGGACAGAAAAAACACAAACAUCUUAUUCAAUCUGUUUUUCCCUAAUUUAUUUGAUGUAAUUUUAAUUAUUUUUUGGGAGAAAAAAAAGAAUAGUCUAUGAGGACUUUGUUUGAUUGGUCUGUGAGUUCCCUAUCUAUUUGAGUCAAUCAGUUUCCCUGAAUGAAGCAAUGUCCAAAAUGCCAACCAUAUAUAGACAAGUGAGUUCUGAGCUGAGCAGUACCAGGCUCUCUCAAUCUGUUAUUCUUCUCUUUCAUUUGUCGUUUCUGAAGUCAAACUAUUGAAAAGUGGGUGGACAUAAGCUCUGGGAGAGAGGGUGGGAUGGAGAAAGGUAGGGGUAGUAGUUGACUUUUAUAGUUUGUCUUCGGUGUAUCUUAGCCUGUCUGACAAACAUUUAAGUAGAAUCAUACAUCUUAGCACUUUUAUAUCGAAAAUAACCUUUUUUGGUUCGUUUUUUUUAAACAUACCUUUCAUUGAAAGAGUUGCCCUUAGUUUUUUUCUGAGCCCUGUCAGACCCAGUGUUACAGUUAGGUUCCAGUUGUUUCUGAAUAUUUGAUCUACAAAACCUAAAUUAACUUAGAACUCUCACGGUCAUUGUAUGCAGACACUGCAUUUCUGUUUAUAGGUGAGGAUUUCUGGCAAGAACAAGAGGGGUAAAUAUUUACCUUUCAAAACAUGAAUUGCAGCUGAAGCUCUGUUUUCUCCUAACCUAUAUGUAUUCUCCAGACAUAGGAAAAACAUACUCAAAUCUACUAUAUAACCGACAUGUACUGUAUGUAAAUGCUUUUUCAAUGAAAGUUGAUUGGUUUGAUUCUCCAGCCAUUAUAUACAGGUCUGUCUAUCAUCUGAACACAAACCACAGGCAAACCUCUCUUAAAUACACAAUCCACAUAAUUUCCAAUCGGUGAAGUGAUGGAUCAUAAUAAUUGAUUUGAUUAAGGACCAUAAGUUCUAUUACACUCGCAUCACAUUGACUGCCUGGGUUCAUAUGUGACUUGGCUCUAUGUUGCAGGAUGUGGUGCUACAUCCCCUACAGUAUGGUUGAGUAACGUCAUACAGGAAUGCAUCUUAUUCACAAUGGGUCUUACAGGGUGAAAUCGUUGUAUCUUUCAGUGCAUCCUCCAAGUAUUGUUGUAAAUACUUGAGUAUCACUUGCCAAAAUAAAAAAAAUUAAACAUUGUUGGAAAAGAAAGAGAGAGGGAAACAAAUUAGAUUUAAUUUAUUGUGUUAAAUUACCUAAAUAAUUUAUUAAUGAGCAAGAUAAUUGAACAUGAACAUAAUAGGCCUUAAGCGAUGAUGCAGCUGAAAUUGUGAAACUAUUUUAGUGUUGUGUCAGUCUCUCGAAGAGCAUGUAAAUAAGGUUGUACUUUAGGUAGGUGGAGAAGUUGGAGGUUCACAAGCUUUCACAUCUUUUCAGGGUUUUUGAUCACAUGGACCUGAUUUAGCCAAAUCCCAGAUCUGUUUGUGCUGUCUUGCCAACUCCUAUGGUCAUUGUCCCGCAGUUUACUGUAACACAAUGUGACAAAGAACAUAGGAGUUGGAUAGCUAGACAACACAAAUUCAUUUGAUCAGGCUACAUCUGCCUUGUCCAAGAAGCACAAAAGCCUGACACCCUGAUGAGCAUUUUCCUCUGUUCCAAUAAAGAUAGCCUAUUGAGAGGGAAAUAUCUCUCUGUCCCCAUUCUUUCCUGUUAACCAUUUUAUUUACACAACUGCCAAUCCCCUUUAGAGUCUGAAUAUUUCUGGUGUUUCAUGCUUAUGUAAAAAUAAAACAAAUAUGUUGAUAUUGAUAAUGAUGAUAUUGCAAAAACCAGAUUUAUUAAGAGGAUAGAUGAAUAUUUGACUGAAUUUCCCGUAGCACAGCAGAUUAUCUUUUGCAAGUUCUUGUAUUCUUAUUUUUUGUUUCUUUGCAGCACAAUAAAUCAUUUGAAAACA
This is a messenger RNA of Oncorhynchus nerka (sockeye salmon), 6909 nucleotides long. Its product is annotated as cysteine-rich motor neuron 1 protein-like. Gene Ontology annotation, cellular component: extracellular region; plasma membrane. The record is from RefSeq and is a predicted model, not a curated record. Lineage: Eukaryota; Metazoa; Chordata; Actinopteri; Salmoniformes; Salmonidae. The coding region runs from base 47 to 3136 and encodes 1029 amino acids. Gene Ontology annotation, molecular function: protein binding; serine-type endopeptidase inhibitor activity. The transcript has 17 exons.